AACACGUCACCUACCCGGAGAUGGGAUUUGGCACCUAUUUUGCGUCUCCCGCCGCGAAGAAAAAGGAGCUGGGAAUGCUGAUCAAUCGGAUUGGCGCGUGGAUGAGGACGAGGAGCUUUGCGAAUUAUAGGAGGGUGAGUGGUUUUUCUUUUCUCAUUUGAGGGUGGGAACGGAGGCUUCCUGAACGGAGGCCCAUGAGCUUUGAUUUGUGCCCAGGAAUACGCAAUCCACCUCAAACGCCGGGCCAUCACGUCCAUCGACAUGCGACACAUCGUCACCUUUCUCCGCACGGGUUACGACGGCUACGACCCGUCCGUCGUCAAAAUGUUUUUGACCCUGCAAGAUGUGCUCUGUUGUGCGACCGACGGGAUGAUUACGGAGCUGUUGGGGCUCUUGCCGGAACGACAGGGCGGCCUUUUCCCGAUUGCGACGGGAUUGUUCUUUUGGCGGUGGGAGGUUAGACGCGCUUGUGUGAGACUGUUGAGGAGGAUUGGGAGUCACAAGAUUGGUAACAGGAUCAUCGAACGGUUGAAUCCCAUGGUCCGGAUGGCUUACCAACGCGCCCACCGUGACUUCUACGGGGAUAACUUACCACCCGGCCUGCCCGUACCGAUCACGCCUUUGACCCUUCCGCAAUCACUGCGUAGCACCAGCAGUCGGGACACGAUCGGAAGUCGGGACGGGGAUACUCGCCAGACCAUCCCGAUGCGUGCGUCGACGCCAUCACUGUCUUCUGCGUAUUACAGCUCGAACUCGGUUUCGCAACGCCCGAGUAUUGCGUCUAUGCGCGAAUUCACACAACCCGAGUACAAUCCGCAGAUACAAGCCGCCAGCAUCGCACGCCCGGGAUCUGCCCUCUCCUCCAUCCCCUCCCCAUCCACCGCAUCCCAAGCAAACUCGACGUUCUCCUCCUCCCAAUCGCAAGCAUCCCCACUAGGCCCCGCUCCACCAACACCCAACAACCCCUCCUCCCCGCUCAACCCCGUCGUCCAGCGCAUGCUCCAACAGCAAUCUCGCCACCAAGAACACCUCAAAGCCACCCUCUCCGCGCUCCAAAUCGACCCCUCAUCCCAGGUGACGGAUACGAUCAAUCCGGAGUUCGGGAAAGAUGAGCAGGACUCGGACGCCUCCAGUUCGGUGACGAGCCCGACGGCCAUGCUCGCCUUGGAUAUCAUACAGCCAUGGCCCCUUCCGCCCGACCGCACGGAUAGUUUGGCGAGCAAUUCGCCUGGGUAUGACGAGGAUUUGAAUGAGGGCAACCCUAGGAGACCGCCGAAUGAGGAGUACAUCCCGGCGGAGAUUUUAUUGCAGCGAGGGGCGGCUAAGCCUGCUUUGUUGGUUACCGCGAGCUCGCCUGCGACGGAGUACACCAACAAUCCACACCCUGUUCCACAGCGGCAUACAUCGCCCUUCCCAAGGGCGCCGUCGUCGCCGAUCCGAUCGCUGGGUGCGUCGCUGGCUCCUGUUUCACCCACGACCUUACCUACGACCAUCACCACCGGUUCGGGACAGGAACGGAAACGGGAUUCCGGACAGUCCGGGUCACCCGCGGUGGGAAGUUUCUCGCCGACUUUUGGGACGGGCGGAUUUGAGGGGUAUGAGACUUUGAUGCGGUUUUACGCGACGGAUGAGGCCUCGGUUGGUGCUGGCACUGGAUCUGCAGGGACGGCAAGGACGGAAGGAUCUGUGGUUGCUGACGAUGAGGGAUUGCCGGAUGAUAGGCGGAGGACGCUGUACAUGGGGGAUCAGAAUGAGGCGUGAGACGGGCCAAGGGAUCCGCUAGUUGGCGUUUUGGCAUAUAGUUUCAAGUCACUUCUCUAAUGUAAAUCAUGAGCGUUUGAAGGUUCUUCUGGGAGAAAGGGUGAGGAUAUUCUAAGAGUAGCUCUUUCGG
Messenger RNA from Fimicolochytrium jonesii, 1891 nucleotides. RefSeq lists its product as uncharacterized. Gene Ontology annotation, cellular component: plasma membrane. Gene Ontology annotation, biological process: actin cortical patch localization. The transcript is spliced from 2 exons. Bases 262 to 1761 code for a protein of 499 amino acids. The record is from RefSeq and is a predicted model, not a curated record. NCBI's taxonomy places the organism in Eukaryota, Fungi, Chytridiomycota, Chytridiomycetes, Spizellomycetales, Powellomycetaceae.